AUGCAUAUGCCAACAACUGGCAUUUCCAAGUUUCUUGAUCGACUCCUUCGACCGUUAUUUGAUAAACAUGUUCGCUCAACUACAAUUAUCGAUGGUGUUGAUCUCAUUCGACGACUUCAAGCAUACACUGCAAAUGGAUAUUUGAAGCCAACAACCUAUUUGUGCACAUUUGACAUCACAGAUUUAUAUACAAUGUUACCACAGGAAGAAUCUCUCGAUAUUCUAACUGAAUUUCUUCUAGAACAUGGAUAUACCAAAGUGAAUGCAGUGCCCAUUGACGCCAUUCGGAAAUUAGCUCGUCUCGUUCAUACAGAAAAUGUAUUCUCUUAUGAGAAAAGAUUCUAUCGGCAGGUGGUCGGCGGUGCUAUGGGCUCCGCAUUUACUUUGACUUUAGCCAAUGUUUUCAUGUGGAAAUGGGAAAAACGAUUAGUUCAACAGCAGGUAAAUACAAACGAAAACUAUGGAAGGCAUGUUCAGUAUAUCGAUGAUAUCUUCUUUACUUCGAAUCAACCACUGAACAAAAUCAAUGAAAUGUUAGAUAACGGCAACGAUUUCCAUCCAAAUAUCAAAUUAGUUCGGCAAAUUGGUAAGAAUGUAUCCUUCUUAGAUGUGUUUAUUGCAAAUGAUCAUGGUACAUUGAAAACAUGUGUGUAUCACAAAGAAGCAGCCGAGCCAUACACAGUACCAUUUAAUUCUGAUCAUCCUCAUCAUACCUUCAGAAAUGUCAUUGGCACAGCACUUUUGCGUGCUGUACGCUAUUCAUCUACACUAUCAACUUUUCAAAAAGAACAACGUACAAUCAAACUAAUGCUUCUUUACAUGAACUAUACACCACGGUUUAUCUACAGCAGAUUCCACAGUUUCAUCACCAUCCAUGCCAAAACCUCAAACAUCCAACCAUUCAUACAUGAUGAAAAUGAAUUCAGAGCGAUCCGACAGAAAAUGCUCAACAUUCCAACUAUUCCAGAAUAUCGAAUGACGUCCAGAAUCGAAAGCGAUAAUGUUACUUCUGAUCCUGAAUCAAUGGAAACUAGUGUACUCAAAACGAAAUCCACAAAAUCUUCGAAGUAG
Adineta ricciae is the source of this 1071-nucleotide messenger RNA. Lineage: Eukaryota; Metazoa; Rotifera; Eurotatoria; Adinetida; Adinetidae. The record is from the annotation of a GenBank genome assembly.